Cherax quadricarinatus is the source of this 1394-nucleotide messenger RNA. RefSeq names its product asialoglycoprotein receptor 1. Lineage: Eukaryota; Metazoa; Arthropoda; Malacostraca; Decapoda; Parastacidae. The record is from RefSeq and is a predicted model, not a curated record.
GAUGUACCGGUGGAUACAUCAACAUCGCUGGAGGCUGCUACAGAUUUCACCAGGAUUGGGAGACCUGGUGGCAUGCUAAGAAAGUCUGCAGCAGCGAAAAUGCGAAAUUAGUCUCCGUCCUCACCUACGCCCAGUACAACGGUCUCUUGGCUCACAUGAACGGCAACUAUCCUGGAACAUAUUGGACAUCAGGAGCAGUGAUUUCUGGCCACUGGACCUGGACAGGAACAGGAGGCUCAAUGAAUCCUAAUUGGUGGGGCUGGAAGAAUGGCAACUAUGCCGACCACUGCGCCUACUUCUGCUCAAUCACACUCAAAUACUGGAGCAAACCAUGUAGCACUAAACUGCGUUACAUCUGCGAGAAACACUGAUGUAUUGAGUCUCCGCCUGGCGUUAGUACCUCCAACUUCUGACAGUGUUUGAAGGAAGCCGAGACACCAAGACAAGGCUCUCCCAGGAGCCAAUCUUCAACCAGCCUCUAACUUAAUUAGGCUUUUAAAGUUAGCUCUUUAAUUUCGUUAUAGUUAUGUUCCUAAAGGUCCAUUGCAAUCAGAAUAUUGUUAAUCACUGUAUUUUUACCAUACCCAGUUAUGUUAUUUAUUCUUAUUUAGUGUUUCAGAAAAAAUAUCUUUUCACAUUGCUCAAAACUUAUUAGUAUUGAUUUUGGGCCGAAGAUAAAACUAAAUAUUCUCACCAUUAUCUCGUAAAUAUUGAAAAUUAUUAACGAUAAUGUGUUGAAUAUUAGAAAUUAACGAAGUUAAACUACAGUAGUUUUCUCUUACUAUUACUUAUUAACUUAAUCACUUUAGUUAUUAGUAUUAGUUAUUAUUAUUACCUAUAUUAUUUAUUAGCAUUACUUAAGUAAAAAUGUUAAAAUAUUGCAGUUUUUGCUUCAAUGAUAAGAAUUAAUAGGUAUAGAUUACCAACAUAUAAUUCCUUACAUGAUCAUGGCACAGAAAAUGUAUAAUUAUUUAACAACAACAUUGUUACUGCGACUUUUCGAACAGUAGUAAACGUUACUUAUCACUUUCAACCUAACUUGUAAUGUUAAUCGUAGUUUCAAAGUUGUGUGAUAUACCUGUAACUGCUUUCCAGAGUUUAGCUGCUUUACUAUUGAUUUCCUUAUCAGCCAGGCUGUUGCUGCUGGCAUCCAGUAACCCACACAGCUAUCGCAGACUUAGGUUCAGGUUUAAAAUAUCUAAUGUAUAUAUAAAAAUUAUGCUAUACGUCUUUCUGAACUUAAAAAUAAAAUCAAAAAUUUUUUUCACCCAGUAAAUUAUAGUUAACAUAUAUUGUCAUGAGUAUAAAACCUAUUCUUAUUUUUACUAAAACAUUUGUAUGAAAAAGCCGACAAUGUAGGCGAAAGAAUUCAAUAAUAAAAAAAACCUACUGUU